Molecule: messenger RNA, 2223 nt
Organism: Neodiprion fabricii
Lineage: Eukaryota; Metazoa; Arthropoda; Insecta; Hymenoptera; Diprionidae
Gene: dan
Product: protein distal antenna
Exons: 2
Coding region: 310-1644 (444 amino acids)
Molecular function (GO): DNA binding
Source: RefSeq, a predicted model, not a curated record
UGCGUAGAAUUCGCUGGUAAUGUAAACUAAGUUGGUGCAACGUACAGUGCACGAGAUCACCACCCAAGUUUUGACAAGUACCCAAGUUUGGCGGCGCUGAUUGGUGUAUAAAUACACAGGUCUGGUACGGGCUACCAUGUAAAGGCUAAUCAGCAUCGCCUGGAAAUUUCUUCGAAAGACAUCCGGGGACCUCGUAUCGAAGAUAAUCGGGAUUGACAAGGUCUCCUUGACCGCCGAACGUGAACCGUGCGGUCCUCGAGGACCGUUCACCAACGGACGAUAAACGCUGUAACAACGGCCGGAAUUAGGAUGAGGGGUGACUCGGCCGUAAGACCGGGUAAACGCCCCAUGCGAGCGUUGUCACCCUCGGAAAAAAUGGAGGCGAUACAGAGGGUCCACGAUGGCGAGAGCAAGGCAUCGGUGGCUCGCGACAUCGGUGUACCUGAGUCGACGCUGCGAGGAUGGUGCAAGUCUGAGCACAAAAUUAGGGGAAUGGCACGUAACUCGUGCACACCGGACAGCGACGCUCAUUCCCCGGCCUCUACUUCUGUCAACGCGACAAGUUCCUCGGUGCCCGGUAACAGCGAGGACGAAGGAUGCAGCGCCAAGAGAAAGAAAAAUGAGACUGACGGUGCUUCGCUGAUGGAACAGCUGGACGUCGGCAAACUCAACGGCGCACAAUCAAAGAUCGGCUACGCCGCCCUGAUGGCGGGCGUAGCUGCCAUUAGACCCGACGUCAGCGGACCCAUGUUACUUCGGCAGCUCGGUCUUCUUUCAACGGCGACCGGUGCGAUCGGUAAAAAUUUGCUCCACGUACCGUGCGGCGGAGGGAUGCCAAACAGCACCGUGGUAGGGCUCGUUGAGAAUGGACUUCAGUACACGAGGAGUGCCCUGAUAAACAAGAAACGGCAUAGCACGUCCGCGGCGGCGCCGAGCCAGUUACACACGGUCGGCAAAUCCGGAUCGGGGAACAGCAUGCCACCAGCGGCCGAGGCGCCGUUCGCUCCGGCACCGGCAUCGCCUCGCAAGACUGACGACGAUUGCGAGAAUCCCGAUGAGGUGAAGAACGCGGGCGAUUCCGCGAUCAGUAACGGCGGAAACGGCGGAAACGGCGGAAACGGCGGCGCAGCUGCGGCGGGCAAGAACGUGGACGAGGCUCUGUGGGAAUGGCUGAAGCAACAGCAGCAACUACUCGGCCAACAGUCGCUGGUAUUUAAUCCUGUCGGUAGUCAGGAAUUUGCCGGUUCAUGGUUCUGGAAAUGGUACAAGCAUUACGGAUCCGCACAUACCGCUCUUAUACCGGGGGCCGUUGCUAAUUCACCCGCCGAGACGAGGGGCCUGCUCGAUUUAAUUUUUUUAAACAACGCCACCAGCAGCGGUAACAACACCAGCGCAAACGAGGAUGGGGACGGUGAAGAGGACCUGACGCAAAACUCCCAAGUUCAACAACCCAACGGCGAAACCGACGAUGCACAGCUGCCGAUGGAAGAAGCCAUCGGCCACGGUGAGAGGUUCCUCGCGUGGCUGGAAGGGUGCUCGGAACCUUGUGUAUCGCAAAUGCAAAUCAUGCAGUUUAGAUAUUUAUUGAACAAUUUAAAAAUGUGCAGUAAACCAAGGUCCGCGUUGAAACGAAGGAGAAAAUGAAUUUAAUAUAGUUUGCAUAUCGUCGUAGGCAUAGGGAACCUGCGUGUAAUAUUGGAGAGAUGGUGAGUGAUUCGUAUUUUUGGAAUUAUCAACCUAAUAGAGGACUGAUUGUUCGUGAGACGUCGAGAAAAUUAUUUUAUUGCCUUAAAUCGGUGAAACUGGAGAGCUGACACGGACGUGAUAACGACAUCGGGGAGGAGGGGAAGGCACUCACUCCACUGUACAUAAGCUGUAUCACUGAGACAUGGAAGUAAUACCAAAAUCAGAAUAUAGUCGUGACUAACUUUAAACAUUGCUGAAAUUUUAUUCCUAUACGUCACUAAUCGUUACCGUGUAGGCAUAGACGCUUAGAUAUGUAUGUACCUAAUUAUUACCUCGCUCCGGUAGUCGGAAAAUAAUUACAAUGAAUAUAGAUACGUCGUGCAUGCGAUCACAGUGACAAUUGUUCACAUAUUCUCAGUAGUUUAUCAUUUUUCAUCAAUACCCGACUACUUGCGGAGAUCUAUGAAUAGGCUAGGAUUGAUACGGACAUUAACUGAAGCUGGUAGGCAGAAAUCGAGCCAAGAACUUACCAUGAGA